UUGAAUUUAUUAGCACUGGUACAUAAGCAAUUAGCAUGGAAAAAAUUGAAGAAAAGGAUAAUAUAAUUUACAAAUUGAAGAAGUAUUUUGGUUACUCGAAAUUUAAAAAUCAGCUUCAAGAAGAUGUUGUAAGGACUUUCUCUGAAGGGACGCACGAUGUUUUUGUUUCAAUGCCAACUGGAUCUGGAAAAUCUUUGUGUUUUCAAUUGCCAGGAUUGUUACAGGACAAUAAAGUAACAAUUGUGAUUUCACCGUUAUUAGCUCUUAUCAAAGAUCAAGUGGAUCAUCUUGCUAAGCUAAAAAUUCGAGCAGAUACUUUGAACUCGAAAAUGAGCGUUAAAGAACGAGAAAAUGUUUUGAGAGAUUUAAAAAAUGUACGUACAGAAAUACGUUUCCUUUAUAUAACUCCAGAACAAGCUGCAACGAAAACAUUUCGUGGUGUAAUAUCAUCACUCUCAAAAUACGAUAAAAUUGCAGCUGUAGCGGUUGAUGAAGCACAUUGUAUUAGUCAAUGGGGUCACGACUUUCGUCCGGAUUAUUUAAAACUUGGAUUACUUAGGGCAGAAUUAUCUGAAAUUCCAUGGAUCGCUUUAACAGCUACAGCUUCAAAAAUGGUAACAGAUGAUAUUAUUUGCUCUUUACAAUUAAAGGAGCCUGUCGCAAUGUUCAGAAAACCAAGUUUCCGAAAGAAUUUAUUUUAUGACGUAGUUUUUAAAAAUUCAAUACCUGAUGAUUUUACCCACCUAAAAAACUUCAUAAAAUUUGCUCUUUACUCAAAUGAUUGUGAUUCUACAAAACAAAGUAAAUCAUCAGGGAUAAUUUAUUGCAGAACUAGAGAAGCUGUCGAAAAAAUGGCUUCUUGUUUAACAAAAAUUGGAAUAAAGACUUUGCCUUAUCACGCAGGUUUGAAAAAUCGUGAAAGAUUUCAAAUUCAGGAGGAUUGGGCCUCGGGAAAAUUCGAUGUUAUAGCAGCUACAGUCAGUUUUGGAAUGGGCGUUGACAAUGCAUCGGUACGUUUUGUAAUUCAUUGGGAUAUUCCACAAAAUGUCGCAAGUUAUUAUCAAGAGUCGGGAAGAGCUGGUCGUGAUGGUCUUUUGUCUUACUGCAGAAUUUAUUAUUGCCGGGAGGAUGUGAGGUCAAUAAAUUUUCUUUUGCAACAGCAAGUUGAAAAAUCUAAAGACGAUUCGGCAUUGCAGCAAGCUGAAUUGGCAUUUAAAGAGUUCCAAAAAAUGAUUAAAUAUUGUGAAAACGCAUUUUGCCGACACACAUUGUUUUCAGAAUAUUUUGGUGACCCGAAACCUGAAUGUGAAAAGCAGUGUGACUUUUGCAAAAAUCCGGCUAAGGUUGAAAAAGCAAUAGAAUUCUUUCAAAAGUUGACUGUAAGAAGCGAAUUCAAAACUGAUAUAUCUUUAGAAGAUUCUUCUGAUUUGUAUGAAGGUGGACGCGCUAAUAAUCAGUAUUACGAUGAAAUCAGUGAUGAUGACGAAACUGAACAUAAAUUGGAUGAGAAACAUAAAAUGGAAACAGAACUGUUCAUAAAAAAGCAGUUCGAACUUCGUAAACAGUUUAAAUCUGCGAAAGAGCUUGACAUGCAACCUUCGACUCAGAUAUCCAGAGUAAAAUUUCCGCAUUCUACAACAACAAAAGUGUCCGGUCUUACAAUUUCCUUACGGGAAUCAUAUUUAACGUCAUUAGCAGAUCUCAUAAGUGCAAAUAUCGAAAACUCUAUGGAAAACACUGAGAAAAUUGAAAAAUAUAAAUACGUUGAUUUUGAAGAUAUAGCGAAAGAAAUUGAAUAUGAGUGUUUUACAAAGAAUAAGGUUCUAAGUAUGUAUCGUAGAAGUAUAGCGCAACAGAUGAUGGAUAUAAAGAAACAUACUAGCCAAACAAAACUUAUUACUGCGGUAAAAGAAUUUAUACCUAAAGUGGUUAAUUCUCAUGGGGGCCAUAGUAAAUAUCAUAGUGAUAAAUUGGAGUUAUAUUUAAAUAGCAAAAGCGAACUCACGAAAUCAGAACCAAAACGAAAAUUCAAAAAAGAAAUAGGAAAUCAAACAAAAAUUGAUACAUUUUUUAUAAAAAAGAGGUGCUCUACAGAUGAAGAAUUUGAAGAUAUGUUAGAAUCUUCCAGAAAAAAAUUUUCGAAAUUCUCAAAUAUAAAUACUUUUGAUGUAGAUAGUAAUAACUAUAUGACAGAUUCUAGUAUUGAAGCAGAUUCCGAGGUGAGAAGAAGAAAAACAAAAAGAAAACAUAGAGAUGAAAAGCAUAAGAAACAUUCGAAACGGAAAUUUUCUAAAGAAUUCUGUGAUAGUGACUUCGAUUGUUGUACAAUUUCUAGAAAAGAAUUUAAAAGUAAAGUUUCAUACAUUGAUGAUGACGAAACCUCCAGUGAUGAAUUUCAAAAUAUUACAUUUAAAAAACAUAAGGCAGAAAUCGUGAAGGAUGGCAAAAAAGUUGAAUCAGAUGAUAUGAAGUAUUCAGAAAAUAUAAGUUUAAAUAAAACAUCUCCGGAUGAUGAAACUUAUAGUACAAAAUCUAGUGAUUUAGACGAAAAUGAAUCUAAAUCCGAUAUAAUACACAAAUCAGAUAAUUUAAGUUCAAGUCCAUCAAAUUCGGAAAUAUUAAAUGAUCUAGAAUUUUCAAAUUUAAGGCAAAACAAAUUUCAAAACCUUUUUGGUAGCGUGGAAAGUUUAAAUAAUAAAAAAGCUAAAAAAAAAUCAGCGUAUUCAGAUGGAAUUAGCGAAGAUACAUCAAAAGAGAAUAUAGGUAAUAGUACAUCGGUGGAAAAAAUGUUGGAUAAUAGCUCCAACAUUAAUGCUAAUACUGAAAAUCUUUCAAAAGCUUUAGAAAGAUUCCAAACCUUAAAUAGCAAGCAUUUUUGCAAUAAAACGGAUUCUAGAGAUAUGAGUUUUGAUAACCAAAUCAAUGAUGCGAAUAAUGUGUUAGAAAAUCUCCAUUCUGAGUUAUCGAGUUCAUCUCCACAAAAAUAUUCAGAUCUAAUUGAAAUUAGUGAGAGAAUCAAAUCAGAAGAAAAAUCCAAGAUAAUAAAAAAAAGUCAAUCUCAAAGUGGCUGCGAUACUUCUAAAAUGAAUAUAACCACAAAUCAUACGAGCCUAGUGUUGGGAUUGCCUCUGGAAGAAGCUAAGAGAUUUAAAGAAAACCUUUCAAAUAUUGUAAUACAGUGUUUGAUGCCGUACUAUAAACGAGAAAAAAUUGUUGGAAAAGACACAUUCAAGAAGGUAGCAAGAAAAAUCACACAUUUCUUCUAUAAUAAAACCUUUGACAAAAGAAUUAUUCAAGAAAAAAUUGCAGUUUGUAUGAAGCAAUGUUCAACCAUUAAAUCAGAUGUAGAUAUCGAUCACAUAAUAAUAAAAAUUUAAAAUGUAUUUAAUCUUUUUAUUUACAAUGUAUUUUAUUGCUUAAGGAAAUACAUUAUUAUUUAAAGUUCUAAA
This is a messenger RNA of Condylostylus longicornis, 3449 nucleotides long. RefSeq names its product ATP-dependent DNA helicase Q5-like. Bases 36 to 3377 code for a protein of 1113 amino acids. Gene Ontology annotation, cellular component: chromosome; cytoplasm. Lineage: Eukaryota; Metazoa; Arthropoda; Insecta; Diptera; Dolichopodidae. The transcript is spliced from 5 exons. Gene Ontology annotation, biological process: double-strand break repair via homologous recombination. Gene Ontology annotation, molecular function: nucleic acid binding; four-way junction helicase activity; 3'-5' DNA helicase activity. The record is from RefSeq and is a predicted model, not a curated record.